GUGAACUUCAUACUGAUAAACAUGGCGUUCUAAAAAAACAUUGCAGUGAUGGAAAGAAUGUGGGCCUAUGUACUCGUCUGCCAGUCGACGUUGAUGAAAAGUGUUAUUGUAUUACACAAGAAUGUGUUUUCGGACAAUUCAAUGCACCAACAACAAUGUCAACAACUUCUCAACCGACGACAGCUGGACCAACAGUUGUUGCAUCAACGACAAUCCUAAAAACAACUAUGCAACCAACAACGGUCCAACCAACAACGGUCCAACCAACAACGGUCCAACCAACAACGGUCCAACCUAACACUGCAGGGGCAACGACUGGCAAUUCAUCCAGUACAGUAGGUUUAACAAACACUACAACGGUCCAAGCAACUUCGUCUAUCCCAACAACCACUGUAGUAACAGUUGUUACAUCAUCUACAAAUAAAACAUGCACUGAUGAUCAGGAUUCCAAUUUUUCUUGUGCUGUAUAUGAAAUGAAGUACGAUUUAUGCAAAGCUACUACUGGAACACUGUUCAAUAUAGCUCAAAAACGGUGUCAAGCAUUUUGCGGAAUAUGUGCAGGGAACAACACUUCCGGAACUCCACCAGCUUUCUUACCUACACAGCCUACAUGUAUCGACCAUGAUGCAAGAUGUUCUCAGGCCCAAUUUCAGCAAAUAUGUUUAUCUGCUGUGUCUCAGAAUUUUGUUAUUUCAACAUGCCCAAAGUCAUGCAAUAAAUGUGCAGAGUACUUGGCAUCUCUGAAUCGUAAGUAA
Molecule: messenger RNA, 755 nt
Organism: Mytilus trossulus (common blue mussel)
Lineage: Eukaryota; Metazoa; Mollusca; Bivalvia; Mytilida; Mytilidae
Product: salivary glue protein Sgs-3-like
Exons: 7
Coding region: 156-755 (199 amino acids)
Source: RefSeq, a predicted model, not a curated record